AUGGUUGAGAAUAGAAUGAAGGUGGAUAAAUUGGCAAACCCUGUGCAGACUGGAUACUUGGCGAUUAUUGUGGCGAAAGAUAGGGGCUCAAGGGUCGCAGAGCUGCCACGGUCAUCACAUGAAUGGUUGGAGAUUGCAGAAGAAUUUAACGGCAAGUGGAACUUCCCUGAUUGUCUAGGGGUACUAGAUGGAAAGCAUUGCGUGAUGCAAAGUCCUAUUCACAGUGGAUCAGAAUAUAUCAACUAUAAAGGAACAUUCAGCAUAGUACUUUUAGCUUUGGUUGACGCUGGCUACAAGUUUAUUUUUGUGGAUUGUAGUUGCGGAAAUGAUGAUAUGAAUUUAAACACGGAGUUCUACAAAAAACUAAGUCGUUCUGAAUUGGAUUUACCACAAUCAGAUUUUUUACCAUCACAAGAAGAAAAGAUGCCCUACUUUUUCGUAGCUGGUAGUGCAUUUGCCCUAACUGUUAACAUGAUGAAGCCAUGUGCUGGGAAUCAUAACAAAGGAACAAAAGAAAGAGUCUUCAACUACCGUCUGUCAAGAGCUCGACGAAUAGUCGAAAACGCUUUCGGAAUCAUGUCUUCUGUUUUCAGAGUACUAAGGAAACCUAUUCUGUUACAACCCGACAAAGUAACGGACAUAGUUAUGACUUGUGUCUUAUUACACAACUUUCUAAGGAGAUCUAAAAAAUCAAGGCAAAUAUACACACCAAUGGGAAUUUUUGACACUGAUCAUGAAGGGGUUAUUCAACCUGGCUCUUGGCGAAAUGACCAAGAAGGAAUGAGUUCCCUACUACCAAUGAGAUCUUUACUAAGAAGAGCUGCCGUUACUGCCAAGAGCGUCAGAGAUAAAUUUGCUGAACACUUUGUAACUAAUGGCGCAGUUUCGUGGCAGAAUAACUAUUCAUAGGUUAACCAAGGCAUACGCAAUUCGUCCUUUGUACAGUCAGCCAAAGGUC
This is a messenger RNA of Cydia amplana, 958 nucleotides long. RefSeq lists its product as uncharacterized. Bases 1 to 909 code for a protein of 302 amino acids. The record is from RefSeq and is a predicted model, not a curated record. Lineage: Eukaryota; Metazoa; Arthropoda; Insecta; Lepidoptera; Tortricidae. The transcript is spliced from 4 exons.